UGAUCUAGUUAUUUCACAAGAUCACUUAUAUACUUGAGCCUUAAGUUACUUACAUUUGUGGAUUAGAUACAAAUAGACUUGACGCAAUGCCAAUUACACGUGAAUUCAUAGAGAACGGACCUUGGAAGCCGGACCUUUUUAGGGGGAAAGUGGUAUUUGUUACUGGAGGUGCUGGAACCAUCUGCCGAGGUCAAACAGAAGCAAUGGUAUUAUUAGGAGCAAAUGCAGCGAUUGUGGGAAGAAACGUCGAAAAAACCGAGAAAGCAGCCAGAGAAAUCGAACAGUUGAGAUCCGGUGCCAAAGUGGUUGCUUGCAGUGGAACAGAUGUAAGGGAUGUUCAUUCUUUGGCAAAAGCUGUGGAGAAAACUGUCCAGGAAUUGGGGAGAAUCGACUUUGUUAUUGCUGGAGCCGCCGGAAACUUCUUGAGUGAUUUCAACCACUUGUCAUCCAAUGCAUUCAAGACUGUGGUAUCUAUUGACUUAUUGGGUUCAUAUAAUACUGCUAAGGCGUGUUUUGAGCAACUCAGAAAGAACAAGGGAUCAAUUCUUUUUGUAAGUGCAACAUUACACUACUACGGAAUCCCAUUCCAGCUUCAUGUGGGAGCUGCUAAGGCUGGUGUCGAUGCCUUAUCCAAUGCGUUGGCGGUGGAGUUGGGACCUUUGGGUAUCAGAUCUAAUUGCAUAGCUCCGGGAUGGAUAGAAGGUACAGAAGGUUUUGAUCGACUUAUGGGAGGUAAUCUCAAGCGGAAGGUUCCUUUACAAAGAUACGGUAAGGUCGAAGACAUUGCUCAGUCCACCAUCUACCUAUUUUCUCCUGCUGCUGAUUAUGUCACAGGAACUAUACAGGUGGUCGAUGGAGCUGUUUGGCAUGUAGGAAGUUUCAUUGGUGAUGAUGUUUAUCCUGUUCGUAUUAUUGCUGCCAAUAAUGAGCCUAUCGGAAAACUAUAGUUUUAUAAAGAUAAAUAAAUCACAGUAGAAAGGAAGAAACUGUGAAAUUUGCAGAAAUAAGGUAUUAUCACAU
Messenger RNA from Yamadazyma tenuis ATCC 10573, 1020 nucleotides. Lineage: Eukaryota; Fungi; Ascomycota; Pichiomycetes; Serinales; Debaryomycetaceae. The record is from RefSeq and is a predicted model, not a curated record.